UAUUCUUGUCUAUCCUAAAAUUUUAUAAUGGGUAGUGCUCCGUGGAAUAUUUUAUUUUUGGUUUUUAUUUUUCUAGCCAAAAACAGCCCUGUUGGUGCAGGUUCUGCCUUUUUAGAUAACAGUUUACGAAUAAUUAAUGGACGCAAGGCCAACAUUGAGGACCAUCCGUGGAUAGUUUCUCUUAGAGAUUUCAACAAAGUUCAUAGAUGCGGUGGAUCUCUGUUAAAUGAGGACACUGUUGUUACCGCUGCGCAUUGUCUUCAGUAUGUAUUCUAUGUUUAUUGUCAAGCUUUUUGUAAGCAGUAUUUUAUUUGGUUAUAG
Messenger RNA from Diabrotica virgifera virgifera (western corn rootworm), 321 nucleotides. Its product is annotated as trypsin-like. The transcript is spliced from 2 exons. NCBI's taxonomy places the organism in Eukaryota, Metazoa, Arthropoda, Insecta, Coleoptera, Chrysomelidae. The coding region runs from base 28 to 321 and encodes 97 amino acids. The record is from RefSeq and is a predicted model, not a curated record. Gene Ontology annotation, molecular function: serine-type endopeptidase activity. Gene Ontology annotation, biological process: proteolysis.